GCCAGGGAGGGCAAGCUCCGGGGCUGGGGCUCUCUCGGUCGGCGUGUGUCGCAUUGGUGCGCGCUCGACCUCGGCAUGGGUCCCGUCGUAGGGCGUAGCUAGGACUCGCUGCUAGCAGCACUCGGUGCCCAGGCCUGCUCGAAGAAGGCGCAACCGGAGGAGGACCAACGCAGUUUGCUUUCUCGUGCGAAAUAGGGAGAGAGUAGAAACAAAGGAAAGGCCGCGAUGACGGUGCCUACCGUGCUCACGACGACGGCAUCCCCGCUUCUUAUGAUCUUGCUGCUUCUGCUACGGGCAGGGCGGCCGGACUCGUCGGCUGCGUUCGCUGCACCAUCUCCGGCCCCCGGUAAUGAUACAGCGACCGCAGUCAGCGCCUCUGAGGCGACUUGCGAGUCGGACGCGGACUGCCGGCGACUGAGCUUCCAGGCUGCCAUGGUGGGCGUCGGGUGCGACGUGUCAACGCACCGAUGCAUCUGCUCCAACCGGACGCUCGUGCUCACGCGCCGCGGGACGUGCCUGCCCAUUCGCAUGCUGGGACAACCCUGCCGGCGCAACGAGCAGUGCCUAAAAAUUGACAAGAACUCUGAGUGUGACGACGACUUCUGCAAGUGCAAAGAUGGCUUCUUUCUAUUCAAUGACAUCAACGGCACAUACUGUUCACCAGACGUGGAGGUACAGACUAUGCACCCUUACGGCUUGAUGCCCAAGGACAACAGUCUGUCCGAGGAAAACAUGGUGCCCAUUAUCGUCUGCCUGGCCAUCAUGUUCGUUGGCAUGUGCGUUGCCCUGCAGUUGUUCAGCAGGGCUCGUUUCCGCAACCAGCGCACCAUCUUCAACACCCCAAACCCGCGGCUGUCGCACCUCAAGAUGGACAGCAAGCGGCGCCAGAGUCACGCGAGCCUGUACGCAGGCUCUCGCAGAGCCAGCACCUGUUCCCAGCUGUCGCCUUCCAAGACGGCAGGAAGCAGGGUCGGAAGUAGGGCUGGUAGCAGAGCCGGAAGCAGGAGCGGAAGCCCCGACGUUCGACGCUCUUCAGGUUUUCAGCAUCAUGGCGAGCACCACGGAGAGCGCCAUGGAUCCAAGGAUGGCGGCCACACACUGAUUGCCAGAGCUGCGGAGUCACUCCAGAACGGCUCUCCCAAGGUGAUCGUGAAUCGGGGACGGUCCCCGUCACCGCCGGCGCAAGCGUGAGCCCGCCCCCCAACGUCGCUGGCCGAGCAGCAGCAGCAGCCGCAGCAGCAGCAACAGCAGCAGCCAACCUUGCGUCGCUCCAGCUGAACGCCCAGUACAGAUCCACCCACCUCCCGCUUCGUAUCUUCUCCUCCACCCACCAACACGCGGUGCUUUCAUCUCAGCCGAAAAACGCCAUAGUGCGCCUCCCGCACAAGCAUUUCGUGCGGCAUUACUCGGGCCAACGAUGCUAUACGGAAAUUGUUGGAGUGGAGAUGGCUUCCAGCAGCAGAAGCCGUGCAGGACCCCCACCUUACCGUGGUGCCCCGGAAAGCCCCCUGUGUUCUACACUGACAGCAGAAAGCGUUCUUGUCUGGUUUCCGGUGGUUGUCCAGUUUCUAAAACUGGCCCGAGAUAACGUUGCUCGACUUGUGUUAUUGCGCAAUCGAGCGAUACUGGUUUGCCUUUGGACAAGCCUGUCCUCAUAGGCGACUGCCUGCGUGAAUUUUUGUAUGUUCGUGUGUUUGUUUGCUUGUUUGUUUCCGAUGACCUACCCAAUUCACGUGGUAAGACGAAGAGAAACGCUGUUUUGUCCUGGAAAAAAAAAGAUUAGUGAAAAAGGAGAAGGGAAAACGUUUGGCUAACGUCCAUUAUUAACCCAUGGUGGCGGGUCUGCACAUAAAAAGACGAAGUAUCAUAGUUAUACUUUUCUUUUUUAGGCAGUUUACUAGUUUAGUAUUAUAGUACCGAUGAUUUGCACUUUCAGGAAUACAUGCGAGGAAUCACGUCACACUGUGGAGAAUCGUACAGUCAGCAAACCGACGCAAACUUCUUGUAACGCUAAAGUGGGCGGUUUCCUCCUAAUAUAACACGGAUGCUUUAAAAUGGAUUCUUUUGCUAUAGUGAAUAGUCAGUGCAGAACAGCUGCUAAAUAUAAAAUCCAUAAGCACGUCGCAGUUAUCGCCAGAAUUCGCGUCUGCAUACGAUGCCGAUAAGGCGCUUUCGCACGCUCGACCACGUGCGCGCGGGCGCCCAUACGCGCCGAUAUUCGCGUGCUCGACUAAGCCUAAUUGAGCAUUUGCGGCCACGCGCUAUUAUAUAACAGCUAGCGGCUCACUCGUCCUGUUUCGCCGAAAAGGUGUUGUGGGGGGCCACCCAUGUGUGUGUCUGUGUGCGCAUUCUUUCAAACUCUAGACGCUUUUAAUCAUUCGCUUAUUGAAUUCCCGCUGCCAGCCACUAGGUUCUACUUUCCAUUUCAUCACGAAGUCCGUAUUGCUAAGUGCAAACUUCAAACAUCUAUGUGGCAUUGUCAGAUUGAAUGACAUUUACCGCCUAUCGCGACUUGACCUUCCAUAUAGGAUGCCGGCAGCACAAGUAAAUGUUUAUAAUGGGGUCUGCCUCAACGGUUGUUUUAACAAACAGUGUUAAUGCUUCUAAAGGUGAGAAACGGUGAAAUCCGAAGCUGGUAAUUUCAAAAACGCUCAUGGAGUCAUACACAACGUUAACCUAGCAACCAGAUGUCGAUUGAUUCUUUAACUUUUCUACAAACAUGCGUGUUGCUCAGCAAAGCUUAUAAACGUAUGUAUAAUUUACUUCGCAUCCGAAAAAAGUUUUGAAUAUACGGUUGAAUAUAAAGCGGUUCUACUUCAGAUUAAUCACAGUUACCUAAAAGAUACGGACAAGUCUGAAAUAACGCUUAGAAUUUAAAAAAAAUCAUAUUCAAUCGUUGGCAAUAUUUAGGGAUGUCAUAGUAUUCAAUGACAUUAAUCCGAGACGCGUAGCUCCUGCUCCAAUAUUGACAGUGUUAAGGAACUCAGUUAUUCAAUCGCGUUCUUUAUUAGCCCCGUUCGUAACGUUGUAAUUCACAUUAACUACUAGUACCGCUUCGCAUAUUGGGUUGAUCAUGAAGAUCUUGCUUGGAGGAUUCCUUAAUGUGACUUGACAUUCACGAGGGUGAAACGACUACUCACAUUUGUCACCAUGUCCAUUCAUAGGUCAUGUUGAUAAUACAGAAGAGGAAACUGGCAAAGAGCAAUGAAAACAUAGCUCGCCCUAUACUUGUCAUAUUUAGAAAAUAGAAACCGCGCAUCUCGCGCAGCAUAUUUUUUUCAGCAUUAUUUAAAACAUAAGUCCAGCGAAUUCAGAUUUCUUCUCUUGUUGUCGCAAUACAUCGACGAGCACUUGAAAUGGCGCAUAAAGCCUUUUAUCCUCUCCUCUGAUAGGCAUACAGCAAACAUUACCAGUCUGUAAUGAAAUCAGUAUCCUGUUGAAUUGUAACUUAUAGACACAAUGUAUAUCACCUGCUUAUCACAAAUGACAUAUAAAGAGGGAAGCAGUACUUUUUCAAAGUAAUAGGCCAGUGAUCGUUCAUUCAGUUUCAAAUACCUUUAGGUGAGAAUGCAAGAAAAAUUAAAAAACUAAGAUUAUGGGUAGCAAAAAUAUCUAAAACUAGGCGUUUCCGUUUGUCGAAUUCGCGUAUUCGCAAGGUAAUUGUCGGUACCAUUGUUAUGAAUAUUUUGCAACAUGUUCGUUCAACUAAAAUAAUGUGAACCCGUUAACCAUACAGGGUUGCUUUCUUGGCGCAAAGGCGACGGUGCAUCAUCUUGUUAUGUUUAUAAAAAAAACCAACAUGCAUGCUUUUAAAGAGUCUUACAUUUUCCCAAACACUCGGAAGUUAAACGCUGCGAAGAAUCAUUACGUGAGCUUAACAAUGCUGUUAACAAUGCCACAUAAUCGAGGGCUUUAUCCCACCAUCCCUAUGGUGACAUUACCACAAAUAACAAAUUUUAACAAAAUUCUGGAUUUAUGCCUGACAAAACCAAGAUCUCUUUGCGAGACACGCCGUAUUGGAGGACUACGGAAUGACUCACGCCACCUGGGGUGUUUAAACGUGCAUCUAAACAUUAGUACACGUUUUUGCACAUUAGUACACAUUAGUACGUAGUUCUUUCAUUCCGCCCUCAUCGAAAUGCGGCCGUCGCGGUCGCGUUUGAACCCGCAAUCUCGAGCUCAGCAACACAAUGUCAUAGCCACUAAGUUACCACGGUUGAUUACAACCGACAAUUACCCAAUUUCUUCUCUUUCUUUUAUCAUGACGUCCAAUUCUUAAACGGAUUUGUAAGUUGCCCAGCCAAUGUGCUAUUCAAUCGAUUAAUUGGGAAAGCGCUAUAAGAUAGGUUGCACUUCUCCUCUGCGGAAGACUUGCUAAGUGAGAUUCGUCCGGAAAAUCCAAAAUAAGCGUCGCUCGUGUUCGUGGCGUAACGCGUGUCCUAGCGGAUGUUUUCACACCACGUUGUACAUUUUAACCACCAGCGAUACAUACUCCAUUCCUUCCCUGCAAACAUUCCAACUUGCAAGUUGAAACACGUUACUCGUUAGCUUGGGCAUGUUUUGUUGCCUUUGCACGUGCAAAAGUUUUCCUUGGCUGUUUUGUUCAAACUGAAUGUUAAUGUUUAGAAAUAUAUUGAAGGAAAUUGUUAUGUACCCAAGUGCAAGAAACAACAUUAUAUUUCGUCCAAAAGUUUGAGAAAUGCAUCUCAAUCAAAACUUGAUGCAAUACCCCAUUAUGAU
Molecule: messenger RNA, 4740 nt
Organism: Dermacentor albipictus
Lineage: Eukaryota; Metazoa; Arthropoda; Arachnida; Ixodida; Ixodidae
Source: RefSeq, a predicted model, not a curated record